Messenger RNA from Magnolia sinica, 1426 nucleotides. Its product is annotated as probable carboxylesterase 17. The record is from RefSeq and is a predicted model, not a curated record. Gene Ontology annotation, molecular function: hydrolase activity. NCBI's taxonomy places the organism in Eukaryota, Viridiplantae, Streptophyta, Magnoliopsida, Magnoliales, Magnoliaceae. The coding region runs from base 76 to 1128 and encodes 350 amino acids. The transcript has a single exon.
UUUCUGUACCGAGAAGAGAGAACAGUAGUUUAAAGCAACCAAAAGAGCUUCUUUUGAGUUUAGCCUUUUUUGUACAUGAGAAGGAGAAGAAUGGGUGCUCUUUCUCUUAGUGAUCAAAGGUCUCCUUUCGUCGGCAAGGACCAUAAUCAAAAUGCGGUUGUGGUCGACGAGAUCCAAGGGCUCAUAAAGGUUUACAAAGAUGGGCGUGUGGACAGAUCACCCGUCGUCCAAAAUGUUGCAUGCAGUUAUGGACCUGAGGCUGACGUGGCAUCAAGGGAUGUGAAGAUUGAUGGUUUUAAUGGUGUGUGGGCGCGUUUCUAUGUGCCCAAACACCAGGCGAACCUCCCAUUACUCAUUUACUUCCACGGUGGGGGAUUCUGCAUCGGAUCGGCUGCGUGGAGAUGUUACCAUGAAUUCUUGGCUUUGCUCGCCUCCAGAGCUGGGUGCCUGAUAAUGUCUGUAGAUUACCGUCUCGCACCUGAAAACCGUCUGCCGGCUGCCUACGAUGAUGGAUUGACGGCCGUCAAGUGGGUUAGGCAACAGGCACUUAAUGGCUCAGAAGAACAAAGUUGGUGGUGGAGCCGAUGCAACUUCUCCAAGGUCUACCUAGGCGGAGAUAGUGCUGGUGCUUGCGUGGCCCACCAUGUAGCAACCCGGUUAGAACUGCCUGGCGUCUCCCAAGGAACAACUAUUAUAAAGCCAUUCUGCCUCCAAGGUCUCAUUCUAUUACAACCAUUCUUUGGAGGAGAAGCACGAACACCUUCUGAGAGGAACAUGGUUCAGCCCUCAAACUCGGCACUUACUCUAACGACAUCGGACGUCUAUUGGCGGUUGGCCCUACCUGUACGGGCCAAUCGCGACCAUCCAUGGUGCAACCCUUUGGCUAAGGGGUCCACCGAGUUGGAGUAUCUAAAACUUCCCUCGACUUUGGUGUGCAUCGCCGAGAUGGAUAUACUCAAGGAUAGGAACAUGGAAUUCUGUGCGGCGAUGAAGCAGGCCGGAAAGACCGUGGAAUAUGUAGUGUACAGUGGCGUAGGGCAUGCCUUCCAAGUUCUCUAUAACUCUCCAAUGUCACAAGCUCGAACAUAUGACAUGAUAUCACAUAUUAAAUCCUUUAUCAACUGUUAGGCACUCAAAUAUCUGAUUCUAUUCAGUGUAUACGCAUGUUGACCACGAUGAUUUCUUUCCAGUAGUGAAUAUAUAUAUAUAUAUAUAUAUAUAUAUAUAUAUAUAUAUAUAUAUAUGAGAUUUAAUGUAGAAUCUAAAACAUGUGUCCUUAAAUGUAAUAUAUCCAUUGUUUUAAUCUUGUUACAUAUUUAAAUAUGUAGGGUACCAUCAAUAAUCGUAGCUUGCUAUCGUAUGUUUGAAAAAGAGCCCAUUUGUCUAAGGUUGCUUAUUUUGGUACUAGGAGUUUCGUUUGUUAAGG